Messenger RNA from Cannabis sativa, 2454 nucleotides. Its product is annotated as COBRA-like protein 7. NCBI's taxonomy places the organism in Eukaryota, Viridiplantae, Streptophyta, Magnoliopsida, Rosales, Cannabaceae. Gene Ontology annotation, biological process: cellulose microfibril organization. The transcript is spliced from 2 exons. Gene Ontology annotation, cellular component: membrane. The record is from RefSeq and is a predicted model, not a curated record. The coding region runs from base 168 to 2159 and encodes 663 amino acids.
CUCCACUAAGCUGUACUACGCGUUUCGUUUCGCGUUUCCAUUUUUAUAUUUAAAAAAACGUCAUUUCUAUAAGUUCUUCUUUCUCUCUUUUCUGGUUACUAUUUUUCUUUUUAAAAAUCCCAACUUUGAAUCUAAACGGACUCUGAGUCGAGUUGAGCUGCGUAGACAUGGCCGAGUUCAACUCGGGCUCUCUCUUUCUCGUCACCUUCAACCUCAUUCUUCUCCUUCUUCUUACUUUUAUACCCUUUUCGAUCUCUCAAACGACGACGGCAGCGGCUCCUCCUCCUCCUCCUCCGCCGGCCAACGAAACUUGUAAUGGAAUCUACUUAUCGUACGCCUACACCGACGGCGAGCGUAUCCCACCGAAUCUAAAGAACGAUCGAUCACGUCAGCCUUACCGGUUUGAGUCUACGUUGACUGUGCUCAACAACGGGCUUGAGGAGCUCAAGUCGUGGAAGGUCUUUGUUGGGUUUCAGCACGAUGAGUACUUGGUCUCUGCUUCGAAUGCUGUUCUCGCUGAUGGGAAUAGUAUUCCCGGUGGUGUGGGUAAUGGAACGGUUUUUGCUGGUUUUCCGAUGACGGAUCUGAAAACAGCUAUUGAGACUGCUGGAGACGAGACCCAGAUGAGUGUUCAGGUUAAAUUGGUUGGGACUCAGUUCGGAGUUGCCUCACCGAGUGUUCCUCUACCCACUAAUAUUUCUCUCGUUAAUGACGGCUUUGUUUGUCCUAAACCCACUAUGCAAGGGAAGAAUGAGAUGCAAGUGUGUUGCACAGUGGACAAAGAUUUCAAAUCAAAUGUGACAGUAGAUGAUGAGUUUCUGCCACGCCAAAAUGGUGAUCUUACAAUUAUGUACGAUGUGAUCAGAACAUAUGACUCAAAUUACUGGGCACAAGUCACAAUGGAAAACCACAACCCUCUUGGGCGUCUUGAUAACUGGAAAUUAAGUUGGGAUUGGAUGAAGGACGAGUUUAUUUACACCAUGAAAGGUGCUUAUCCAACUGUGCUUGAUUCUUCUGACUGUGUUUUUGGGGUACAAGGUCAACACUACAAGGACCUAGAUUUCUCUACUGUGUUUAAUUGUGAAAGAAGGCCAACCAUAAUUGACCUCCCCCUAACUAAGUACAAUGACUCAAUCCUCGGAUUCAAACCUUAUUGCUGUCGAAAUGGUACCAUUUUGCCACCACAAAUGGAUGCAAGCAAGUCAAUCUCAUCAUUCCAGCUUCAGGUUUUUAAAAUGCCUCCAGAUGUCAACAGGUCUGAGCUCUCACCACCUCAAAACUGGAGAAUCAAUGGCACACUGAACCCUGAUUAUAAAUGUGGCCCUCCUGCUCGGGUAAGUGCUAGCCAAUUCCCUGACCCCAGUGGUUUGCCCACAAACACAACUGCUGUGGCUAGUUGGCAGGUUGUGUGCAACAUAACAGUGCCUAAGGAUUCAUCGCCCAGAUGUUGUGUUUCGUUUUCUGCUUACUACAAUGAAUCAGUUAUCCCUUGCAACACUUGUGCUUGUGGUUGUUCGCGUACAACAGACCGUACUUGCAGCACAAGUGCACAGGCCAUGCUUCUUCCACCAGAGGUACUUCUUGUUCCAUUUGAGAAUCGAACUGCUAAGGCCAUAGCUUGGGCCCAACUGAAACAUCUACCAAAUCCUAAUCCAAUGCCUUGUAGUGAUAAUUGUGGAGUAAGUAUCAACUGGCAUCUGGCUACUGACUACAAUAAAGGGUGGAGUGCAAGGAUCACACUCUUCAACUGGGAUGAAACUACUUUCCCUGAUUGGUUUGCUGCUGUUCAAAUGAAGAAAGCAGUCCCUGGUUACCAAAAAAUGUACUCUUUCAAUGGAACUACCUUGGAAUUGAAUGGUGUCAAUAAUACCCUUUUCAUGCAGGGCAACGAGGGUUUGAACUACCUUGUUGCAGAAACAGAUGCCCUCAACCCAGAGAGGGAUCCCAGGAUUCCUGGAAAGCAACAGUCAGUAAUAUCAUUUACAAAGAAGCUUACCCCUGGAAUCAAGGUGGCUGCUGGAGAAGGGUUUCCCACCAAAGUAUUUUUUAACGGCGAAGAAUGCUCAUUGCCUAAAGUAUUUCCGACCAGCGAUCAGAGAAGGAACUCGGUCACAAUUUCUUCAGUACUCAUGUUGGUCUUGGUGCUCAUAUUGAUAUAGUUACAUCUGGGGAUGAUGAGGAACUGGGUAAUUUAGUAGCUGCUGCUCUGCUGCUGAUUUUUUUAUUCUUUCAGUGAUUCAGUUUAACAUUUUAGGCUCAAUCAGGAGUUUGGCAGCCUCUUUAGUUAAACUGGUUGUGAAUUCUGAUUACAGCUGGUGGAACUUGCUGCUUGCUUAGUUUUGCAGGAGUAUAUAUACCAUACUAAGGAACAGCAUGUCAUAAUAUAUGUAGUCGAUGUAAAAGUCUAUUUUGUGUAAAACAUUGUUGAACAAAGCUUCUUUUUUAUGUGCUUAA